AUGCCACCAUUGCCGCCGCCUACAACGCCUUGGACGGGGUACAACAUGCAGAACAUGCCAGGGAUGCAUUUUCCACAGCAGAUGCCCCACAUGCAGCCAGCGACACCUCAAGCAAUGGCAGCGGCUCCACCUGCACAAGGGCCGCAACAGCCAUUGGCGCCCCUUGCCCCAGUGCUACAUCCUUCCAUGCCUCCACAAAUCAGUGUGGAAACAGCUCAGAAGGAGUUCAUCGAGAUGGCAAAGGCGCGACAGAUGGAAUUGCCCCCAGACAUGAGACAACGAGUACAGAGAAUGUCCAAGUCCGAAGGGGCGCAAGCUACAAAGGAACUUCACACGGCAGUGAGGACUUUGGGAUUUGCAAGGAAAGAUGUGGAAGAAGCGCUACAAGCCCGUUGCAAUCUGAUCACGUCAUGGAAACAUUUUCUGGCAGAUGCAGUGCAACAAUGGCAAGGCUACACAACGCUCUUCCAACAACAAGAACAAGAACUUCAGGCACGCAUUCAGCAAGCUCAUGCGGUCUUUGCUACAGCCAAAGAACAAGCAGAACAAUCCCAAGCCGAAGCUGGGAAGAUCAGUACCAUCGAGAUUGUCGACGACGAGGAGGAGUUGAAGGGAGAACAAGCAUCAGUGGAGAAAACGUCAGGACAGAUCCAAGAGGGCCUGACCCAUCUCACAGCUUCACUACAACAACUUCAAGCCAGUGCGGAGGCGAUCGAAACGAUGGAGAAGGCCGCCAAACGACCAAGAACCUCCGAGAAUGCAGCCAACGACGAAGCUAUGGAGGCAAAAGGAGACUUCACCUCGGAUGGAGCCAAGCAUUGGGACAGUUCCACCCCAGCCAUUAUCAUGAAGUGGAACAACCGUGCAGUGUGCAAUGAAGCAUUUGUCUCUGAAUGGCAAGCGAUAGAAAGUGCUCUUCGACUUAGCCGAGAAUUUCUCAUGCCACUGUCGAUCGCCACAACAUGGUCCAACUCUGCUAGUUCCCAGUGCAGAGAUGCGGCCUUUCAUCAACUUGAACAUCCUACGACCAAAACCAGCCGGCGGAGCUCCCUGCGUGUGGGUUUUGCAGAGGACCUGGAGCUGUGGAUUGGCAUAGAGGAUAGCAUGAAGAUGUACAAGUUGAAUGUUCCGAUUGAAGUGGGUGCAACUCGAACCACUCCGUGGAGCUGCCCCAACACACCCUUUUCAGAAGAUGCCCAUCGUGAUCAACGCUUUGUUGCACAUUCUUCCUCUGAUGGGCACAUCAACAUCCAACGUUUGUCCUCAAGACCCACAUGGGCGAGUGGAAUUGAGGCCAUCUUGAAUGAAGAAGGUCAGGUUGAUGAGAGCGAGGAGGACAUGGUUGUCUAUUUGACAUCAUAUUUCAUUAGUCACCGUGACCUUCACCGUCAUGCUGAACCGCGAAUUCUUAGAUUUGAUCGAGAGGUUGAAGAAUGGGAAAGAGAAGUGAGGUUCAUGUGGGAGGAUCUCGUGGAUCAUGAUGCUGCCAUUGACGUAGUGAUCGUGCGGCCAGACCCGCCACGAGAGCAGGCCAAUGUGAUGUCUAAAUUGGACACCAUGUCCAGCCAGAAGCACAAGCGAUUGCGAUCUUCCACGGAGGAUAUUCGACGCACAGUCAUCUUCACGCUGGAUGGCCGAGCAUUUCCUGCAUCUUUGUCCUGGAAUGACCUGGAAGACCAACAUGCAACAGUGGCCAGACUUGGAGGCUUCCAUGAAGGACAUAUAGCUCAACUAUGGCAAGUGACGCAUCGACCUCAUGAUCUGAUUCGUCUCAAUCUUCAAUGCAAGAUUGUACAACUACGAACAGAACCAAGACCAACCAGCUUCAUGAAGAUCAUUCUGAUUGACAUUGACAUCUACUCCACGCAGAGUCUCCAACCAUUUGCCAUGAGACGACAGGCGCGAUGGAUGCCACGAGUCAUCAACAGGAGAUCAGUCUUCAGACUCCUCAGUCUUGAUGAGCAGUUCCAGGAACAAGAAGAACAUUGCUACUUGUGGCACAACCAUGACGCAAUUGCAGCCUCCCAAACCGAACCACUCCGACUUGAAGAUGGUGACUACAUCCAGAUCCACAUUGGCGAGAAGAUCUCCUCCUUGAGCUGCGAUUCUGCGUCCAGAGAAGCCAGUAAUGGUACCGGCAAUGAAAGCUGGAAUCCUCCAGAUGCACAAGAUGAAGAUGAACACAUUGAGCUCUUCCAGCGCAGUAUUGCCCAACUACCUAAAGUAUGGCAAACUCUUCAGCAGCAGCUGCAGCAGACCCAACUCAAGGUGGCGCCUGAACAUGUACGUCGGUUCGGAUUAGAGCUGAUUCCACGUCUUGGCCUGACGAUAUCGUGGAGCCAUGGGAAGAGGAUCUCGACCCUGCGCUGGAUGUGGUCAUACAUUUGGUACAGCCGCAACCCCCUUGUACCAAUAUGGAGUGCGUUUUGGCCCAUCAUUGAACAAUCACAUCGUCGAGAACAUACCAUUGGAUUGAUCUCCAUUGUACGACAAGGCCAUCGACAGAUGAGAAUCAGACACGCGGCCUACUCUCUGCCUGAACUGCUGAGCAGAAACUAUGUCCUGCGUAUCAGUGAGGUGUACCAAGAAUGCCAAAGUCAUCCUCUCCAUUGCAGAGUGCAGCAGGGCAUGAUUCCAUUUGGGCUCUUCGACAUCGAGGAGAUACCCAGAGCAGUUGGAAUUGUUGUUGAAUUGCCCAAUGUUGCAGAGCCACAGCCCAUACCAGAUGAUGGCACUGAGCUUAUGCAGCGCACCACCACCAGAUGGCAGAGACGUGCACAACCACAACAAGAGAGCUCGGACGCAUCCAGCACCGGAGGAAGCUGUGAAGGAUUCAGUUUCAAUCCGAAUGCUCCAAGUUUCGUUCCUCAACCAGAUCUGAACUCAGUCCCAGAAGCAAUUGAAGAGCUUCACCAACAUUGGCAACAAACCGCAUAUGCAUGGGAAGGCGAAUCAGCUUCAACAAUGGUGAUGACAUGGUUCGUGGAUCAAUUCCACCCAGGAUAUCGUGUUUGCCUUCAACCAAGGCCGGUCAGGCUCUUCGAAGAUUUUACCCAAUGGGAAGUUCAACUGAGGAACGUGUGGCGAGACAGAUCACUGCAAGGUGCGCCCAUUAUGAUUCAUGUUGUUGAGCCGCCACCACCACAAGUGCACCCAGAUAUUGCGACUCACGUGCUCUUGGUCCAAAACCCCCAAGACACCAUGUCGACGAUUGUGCUUACUGGGGUGGACAGCACCACUGCACGCAGUCUACUAUUCACGCAAAUGGCAGUGACCAUGCAAGAAAACUUUGUGCUAGAUCAACUACUCAUGCUGAUUGGCCUUGGACAUCAAUGUUUAUCGCCUGGCACGCAGUAUUUCUGCAUGGCCUGGUACGGCAACACAGCCAUCCCGAUCGGAACACCGUUCCCUAUUCGAGAUGGCUAUGGAAUCAUUCUACGAGUGGGAUUCCGACCCGUACAACCUGUACCUGCUGAUGCAAACGCACUUCUUCAAACCGCUCUACGUGGUGAGAAGCGCCAUGAGAAUUCGGCAGAACGUCGAUCUGGCACCUGCGAGCGCCUAACAGCUGCUACGGUGGCUCACGAGCAGCGGCCGCAGGAAGCCACAGAAGGGAUACACAGGAAUGUCCAUGCUCUUCCACCAGUGCAGGAGAACAAGAAAAAAGAACGCACAGACUGGCCCACACAGCAGCAACCUCAACGGAACCACCGACCGAUCUUCGAUGGCAGCCAAGUCGAAGACAGAGUUCCAUCAACCAUGCUGGCAGUGGGGAUCACUAUACCAGAGCUUCAACAAUUUUUCAACCCUGCAAAUCAUCCACUACAUAGAGAUCUGAGUGGCUUUGAAAUACCUGAAAUUUGCCAACAACUCAUUGAAGAUUGCGUGAUGCACCAACGCAUUGACCGUUUGCUCAUCUAUGCGGAUGGAUCAUCACAGAGCAAGUACAAACGUAAGCCUCCGCUUUGGAUCGAAGAACACGACAUCAGCGAUUCCUGGUGCUUUGCAGUCUUCGGCGAGAACUAUGACUCGGACAAGCUCAUGUUCAUUGGCUUCCAAUGCCAACAAGUAUUGUACAAUGAAGCCGCGCCCCAUCAUUUGGGAACGGCCCAUAUUGGCGCAGACGCUGCAGAGUGCGAAGCAAUGUGCUGGGCUGCACUGUGGCGACUAGCACAGAAUCACCGCAUUCCCACUGUCUUCUUGACUGAUUCUCAGCUCACUCGAGGACAGGCCAAUGGAGAUACUGGAGCCAGUACGACCAGCAUUCCCUUUUGCACUCUGCGUGGCCUCUUCCAAGCACUUCAAGCUGUGUUGCCUGGAGAUCAGCUGAAGAUCCAACACGUCAUGGGACAUGCGGGGGAUGCUGGCAACGAGUUUGUCGACUUCUUUGCCAAGAUUGAAGCAAUACACAGUCUGCACCUGCCAAGGCAGACAUUCGAUUCUGGCCGAUGGCUCAAAGUCAUUCCAUAUCUUUGGAUGCUAUUGCACCAAGCAGCUGAUCUACCUCCACUGACGACCCAGGGAUUUGACAUCAGUGCCCCAGAAUUACCUGCACUCGAUGGACAACUUCUACAACCAGCCAAAUCAAAGCAAGCUCCACCUGCCAGACUACAACAAGUUAGCCUCAGUUUGUGCAGCGCCAAUGUUCGAUCUCUCUACACCAAACCGCAUGGUCAUGCCGGCAAAUUAGAUUUUUUGCGCGGCCAAAUGAAGCAACUGAAGCUCAAUGUGGUUGGGAUCCAAGAGGCUCGAUCACACGCUGGCCAAAGUGCAGCUGAACAAGUGCUACGUAUUUCAGGAGGAGAUCAACAAGGACAACUUGGAGUGGAACUAUGGGUCAACCUGACACAACCAUAUGCAUAUCAAGGACGCACCCCAGUUUUCUUCCAGAGAAUGGACUUUGUUGUUGUGGAAGCCACACCAAGAACCCUUCUGGUUCUACAUGACCAUCCGAGCCAUCGCUUCUGGUUUCUCGUUGCGCAUGGGCCACAAAGUGGACGUCCACAAGAAGAACGAGAGGAAUGGUGGAUGCAUCUCACCACACUGCUCUUUCAGCAUGUUCAAUCAGACAAGAUAUUUAUCUUGAUCGAUGCCAACGCUGCGACUGGACCACGAGAUGAUAUCCACAUUUUUCAACAUGAUGAUCGCACCUCAGUCAACACCAAGUACUUCACGGAGUUCUUACGUGAGAUGGACAUGGCUGUACCUUCCACAGGUGCUCGACAUGAAGGCCCUCAUCACACCUGGACUAGCCCGAUUGACGCAGAACAGUACCGGCUAGAUUACGUUCUUCUACGAACAGAUAUGGUGGGUGACUGCGUCCAUUCUCAAACAGUCCCGGAAUUUGACCUUGGUAAUUAUGGAGACCAUAUCGCGGUUGCGAUUCAAGUGCAAUGGAAUGCAGCCUGCUCUCAACUUUCUCGACAUCACUGCCAAAGUGAGCGAGGACCUGGAGUCCAAAGAUCGUCCAUUACAUAUCAGAAGAUGCACGAUGCUCUCACGGACUACCAGCCUUUGCCCUGGGCACAAGAUAUUGAGACGCAGGUCAACCACAUGAACCAAUUUGUGCACAGCAGAUUACGCAAACAUUGCAGCAGACAGGAGGCCGCACCGAAGAAGCAAUGUCUAUCUGGAGAAGUUUGGACGCUUCGAUCCCAACGGAUCCGAACCAAGAAGACUUUGGUGGAAGUACAACAGCGUCUGCGUGCAGAGCUUCUAUUCAAAGCCUUGUCUAGCUGGCGCAAUCAUGCGGAGACCCCUGAUGCCGACAUAGCCAGCUACAUGACCACGUUGCUUUGUGGAAAGCUACGCAUUGUGGCAUGUCUACAUCGACUGGACAGAACAUUGCGUCAUGCACUGCAACAAGCCAAAGGCCGUGCAUUGGACGAACAGCUCAGACAAAUGCCACAUGACGCAGCAGCGUCUACAGUUCUGCAUGAGAUCAAACAGAUCAUCGGCACCACCAACUUCAAGAAAAAGAAGAGUACUCCGCUACCACUGAUCAAUAGAACCGAUGGCACACCAUGCAGAUCGAUUCAAGAAGUUCAAGACAGGUGGAUACAUUUCUUCCAGUUCAUGGAGUGCGGCGAACGUUUGGAUGUUCAUGCACUACGUCAAAAAUGGAUUGCGAACCUCUCCACAUUCAGACGCAGUGAUGUUCAUCUAUGCCUACAAGACCUCCCCAGCCUCACAGACCUGGAGCAAGCUUUCCGGAAUGUGAAAGCAAACAAGGCUACAGGGGAUGAUGGUAUUCCAUCGGAAAUUUGCCACGCAUGCCCAGCUGCGAUGGCAAGGAUCACCUACACCCAACUGAUGAAGCUUUGUGCCCACGGCCAAGAGGCAGAUUACUAUGAAGGAUUCAUGCAACAGCAGCAAGUCGGGGGCCGCCGGAAAGUUCCGGUACAACUGGGCACACACAUGGUGCGAGCGCUGCGUCUACCACCUUCGGCCAUGACCGAGCUUGCAAGACUACUCGACCUUCCUGGUGCUACAGAACAAGCUGGCCUUCCCCAGCAUCUGCGCCUGGCCAUGUGCGCCAUCCACACGGAUACUCACUUCCAUGUGGAGGGCCAGACUGAUCGAGUACGUACACAAGCCGGCUCCAGGCCAGGCGACCCGUUCGCCGACGUGGUCUUUGGAUACUUGUUCUCAAGAAUCCUUGGUGUGGUAGAACAAAGGCUCAUCCAGGAGCAGCUCCUAGACCAGAUCCCAGAGUACAAAUCUGGCAUUAGCCUUGUGAGGGAGCCCGAACAAGCAGCCCCAGAGAGACCGAUGCUCGGUCCCACGUGGAUGGACGACCUGGCGAUCUGUAUCUCAGGCCCCUCGGCCAUUGACCUUGAACGCAAGGCGGCACUCACAGCCGGGAUCCUUCUUGAGACCUGCAUGGAACAUGGUGUUACUCCCAACCUCACGCGAGGUAAGACAGAGCUCCUUUUAGCCCUCAGAGGGAAAGGCUCCAGGAAUAGCCGCAGAGCGCACUUCAGUGAGCGUCAAGGUCGACAGAUGCAAAUCGUCCAUGAGCACGGCACUGAUUCGAUUGCAGUAGUAGGAUCCUAUGUCCAUCUAGGCGGCAAAGCACACCAUUCUGGAGAGAACAAGGUCGAGGCUCGUCGACGAGUGAGUAUAGCCAAUGAGGCGUUCAACCACCACAGGCGACAACUCUUCCAAAACUCCCAGAUCAGUCUGCAGCGUCGCAGAGAGCUCUUUGACACGCUGGUCAUGAGCAAACUUUGUUUUGGCAUGGAGUCCUGGACUUUCAGAGAUCAACAACUGGUUAAUUACAUUCAUGGUGCGAUCAUCCGACUUGACAAGCGGUUGAUCAAGGUCCCGGCCAACCACCACAUGGAUGACUAUGAAGUCCUUGCCACCUGCAGAUUGCCAUCACCCAAGACACUCUUCCGGAGGGCUCGCCUGCGGUACCUGCUCACGCUGUUCAACUGCGAAGAAGCAGUGCCAUGGGGAUUGUUCCAACAAGACCAAACUUGGUGCAACAUGCUGAAGGAUGACUUGCACUGGAUGUGGCAACAGCUGAGCAAUACGUGCACCCUGCGCAACCCGGCUGACCAUCCUGAGGAGUGGUUUUAUAUCACACGAUUUCACAAGAAGUAUUGGAAGACCCUGGUCCACAGAGCCACCACGCUGGAUAUUAUGAAGAACAGCGACAACUGGCAGCUCCGACAGAUCCACUUCCAUGUCUUCGACCAUUUGCAAUCGGUUGGAGAACUCAACAGUCCUCCGCCACGACCGGAAGUCACGCCGGCCAAAGGCAUGUAUGGAUGCAUUGCGUGCGGCAAGAAAUGUCGCACACUGGCGGGAGAAGCAGCACACAUGUUUCGCUGUCAUGGGAAAGUUGCAGAAUUUCGACGAUUCAGUGACACCACAUCGUGUCCAGCAUGCUUGCGGGAGUACCACACUGUCGACCGCCUACAUGCGCAUCUACGACAUGGACGGCGAUGCCAAGCACAAUUGAGGGGCAUGAAGAUGCACAGACCCAUCACUCCAGGCAUUGGUUCGCAACACAACACUGUUUUGAAACAACGACAUGAUGGUCUAUUGCCCUAUCAGCCAGCUGCCGGACCUCCCCCAAGACCUAUGCCGCUGAUCGAUGCACAACAUCAUGACCUUGAAGCGUAUGAGAAGAUUGCUCUGGAAUGUUUCGAGCAGGGCUGCCAUGGUAGAGAUCAUCUCCGCGGACAGUUGUUUGCCAUUGUCCAAGGACUUGAGAUUUCCUGGACGUCACUGACUCGGACAGUGGAGCAGCUCAUCCAUGACUUCACGGAUGAAAACUGUGAGCUCGCACAGCUCCCCAAAUCAGAUAUCCAUCAUCUUCUGGGAAGCCUCCGCGAUCCGACACAUUGGCCAUUUGUGACCAACAAUGCCGGAGAUCCUGAACCUGGACAUCGCGUCGAGCCCCUUGAGACGUAUGAGGUAUGGAGCGAACGCUUAGCACAAGAUUUCUCGCAACAGCCUUGGCGCCCUGAUCAAGAACAACCCCAUCGACCCUUUGCAGAGCGCAUCAUCCUUCAUGCCUAUUCAGGGAGAAGGCGUCAUGGGGAUGUACAAUGGUUUCUCGAAGAGUGCGCUGCGCAACAUCCUGAUGUGAUCAUGCACGUUAUUUCAUUGGACAUUGUCAUCAACUCGCACUAUGGCGACAUUGGACGAGAGGAAGUACGUGCAAGAUGGUACACAGGUAUGCGGCAAGGAUAUGUGGCUGGAUUCUUGAGCGGACCCCCAUGUUGCACAUGGUCCAAGGAGCUGGCAUCGAUUUGGCGCCUUCCACUACUUCAGCUGCUGAGUAGACUGCCCGGCAUGCAGCACCUCAACAUGGCACAAGGCCUGCUAGGACGCAGUAUCGGAACCGACGAGACAGGAGUGUACAGAACUGCUGAGCUCAAGGAAUAUCCGCCAGCAAUGUGUGCAGCGAUGGCACAUGCAUUUACUGAUGCCACACUGACAGCAAUCCAUGCGGUGCCGGAACAGCAUGUAGAGCACGUACCGCAGGACUUUUUGGAUCUCUGCCAAACCAUGGUUAGUCAUGACUUUGGUGUUGAGUACGGCCCGGAUUGCGUGCAGUGA
Cladocopium goreaui is the source of this 9075-nucleotide messenger RNA. The record is from the annotation of a GenBank genome assembly. Lineage: Eukaryota; Dinophyceae; Suessiales; Symbiodiniaceae.